Messenger RNA from Sphaerodactylus townsendi, 1467 nucleotides. RefSeq names its product matrix metalloproteinase-18-like. Gene Ontology annotation, biological process: proteolysis; extracellular matrix organization; collagen catabolic process. Gene Ontology annotation, molecular function: zinc ion binding; metalloendopeptidase activity. Lineage: Eukaryota; Metazoa; Chordata; Lepidosauria; Squamata; Sphaerodactylidae. Gene Ontology annotation, cellular component: extracellular matrix. The record is from RefSeq and is a predicted model, not a curated record. The coding region runs from base 1 to 1467 and encodes 488 amino acids. The transcript is spliced from 10 exons.
AUGCAGAGCUUCCUGCUCAGAAUUGUGCUCUGCGGAGCACUUUCCUGCGCUUUGCCGAUCAUCCCGAAAACUGACCAGAUCACAAAAGGAGACGAACAACUUGCUGAGAACUAUCUCCACAACUACUACCCUGAUCCAGAAGGAACCCGAGUCGUAAGAAGCAUAAACAAUAAUAAAAUGGCUGAUAAAAUCCGACAAAUGCAGGAAUUCUUCGGGCUAAAAGUGACAGGCCAACUGGAUUCAAAUACGCUGGAUGAAAUGAAGAAACCUCGAUGUGGGAUGCCUGAUAUAGGAGAAUUUCGCACCACUCGUACACUUAACAAAUGGCCACGGAAUCACUUGACAUAUAGGAUUCAGAACUUUACACCUGACAUGGAUCAUGCUGACGUAGUGGAUGCUAUUGAGAGAGCUUGGAAAGUGUGGAGUGACGUGACCCCCUUGACCUUCACCAGAAUAUCCACAGGAACUGAAGAUAUAUUGAUCUCUUUUGUUGCAGGAUACCACAGAAGCAAUCGCUUUGAUCGUUCCUUUGACGGGUAUGGGAACGAAUUGGCUCAUGCUUUUUAUCCUACUUAUGGUGGGGAUGCCCAUUUUGAUGAGGAUGAAUAUUGGACAAAGGAUUUGAAAGGAACAAAUCUUUUUCUUGUUGCUGCUCAUGAAUUUGGACAUGUCCUGGGUCUUGACCAUUCCAAUACUUUUGGGACUCUCAUGUAUCCAGUAUAUGUGCCUUCAAACCCCCAAACCUUCAGACUUCAUGAGGAUGACAUUAAGCGCAUCCAGUAUCUUUAUGGACAACCUGAAAAUGUUAAUGAUGUUAAUGUUAAUUAUGAUGAUGACCAGCUAGAACCCUCCCAGUUUACCACAAACUCUCCAUCAGAAGAACCAUCACUGAACCAGUGUGACCCUCACCUCUCUUUUGAUGCUGUUGCCACUCUCCGAGGAGAGACUCUCUUCUUUAAAGACAGCUUCAUGUGGCGGAUAAAUCCUCAAAAAGGGAACAUUGAAAAAGGUCCUACUUCUGACUUCUGGCCAAAUUUGAAAGGUGGCAUCGAGGCUGCAUAUGAACUGGAAGAUAAAGACGUCUUAUUUCUUUUUAAAGGACAGAAGUAUUGGGCUACCCAAGCAAAUAUUAUACAGCCAGGUUAUCCAAAGAACAUCCACACCUUAGGCUUCCCCCGAAGUGUAAGAAAAAUCGAUGCAGCUCUUUUUGACAAAGAGACAAAGAGAACAUUAUUCUUUUCAGGAGAUGAAUACUGGAGUUAUAAUGAAACACAGAAUGCUAUGGAGGACGGCUAUCCAAGAGACAUCUCCUCACACUUCCCUGGAUUUAGUUCUACGGUGGAUGCUGCUUUACAACAUAACGGACGCAUCUAUUUAUUCAGUGGCUCAAAUCAAUAUGAAUUUGACAGCAAGCACAGAAGGCUAAUUGGCAUAAAGAGGAACAACUCCUGGUUUGGCUGCCAGUGA